CCUGAGCACAAUCCUCCACCGUCCGCCCUCGCUUGCCUGGCGUCUCCGGAACAGAAUGCUACCCUUGGCUUCUGCUUGGCACAACCGUCCUCGUCGCAUCCUGUGCUCCUGAUGGGCCACGGCCCUUGGCGGUGGAAGAAGAAGAAGAAGAAGAAGAAGAAGGAAAACAAGAUAUGUCGUCAACCAAAGCCGUCACCGCGGGGCGGAAGAAAGAUGCCAUCCACUUUGUCAAUGCGCGCCCAGCAUCAGAGACCGAACGGAUCAAGAUACAGCGGCUGGUCCGCGCCCACGUGGGAAAAUGGAUCUCCGACCAGACCAAGGAUCGUUCGUCCGGCGCGGACUCUCCGGAAAGCAGCCAGUCCCCCUCGACGCCAGAUCCCUCCAGUCGUUCUCCGCCACAGCCUCCCGCCCCGCCCGGCAUUGGACAUCAUUUAUUGACUCCUCCCAACUGCUCUCCGUCCCCUGCCGCUCUGACGCCUCCUGCCUUCCCUCUGACUGCUCCCUCACGCAACUCCCCCGAAACGUCCGCCCGUCAUAGUUCAUCAAUUUCUCCGCCUCCCCAUGACUAUGGCCUUUCCGACCGUCUGCCCGCUGCCGAGGGUUGGGCGGGCGAGCCUCAUCUCCACUUCGAUCCGGAUGAAAUGGAGCUGUCCCCCGCGACUUCCUGGCAGCUCCAGCAACAGAACCUUGAAGGAAGUCCUUGUGACCAAAGCGAGGCUACAACAAGGACUACGUCCCCCGAAUCCCUCAGCCCACCGGACCGCUCGUCUGCGACACCCCCGGAAAUUAUUGAGACUUUUGGUUGUGCCGCCGUGGAUCCCUUCCAUAUGAACCCAAUGGAUAUGGCAAGAACGGAAGUUGCCGCCACGGAAGAAUAUUGUCUCUAUGUAUUGUGGCCUGGCCUGACACCUGUCUCUCCCGGCCAAGAGGCGCGGCCAGCCAGCUGCAACUGGUUACCGCUUGCUUUAGAGGACCGGACCUUGUUUACGGCAUUCGUGUUCGGCUCGCUUUCCCACAAGCGCCUCCGGUGGGUGAAUGGCUGGAUUUCACGGGACUCCUUCCAGCCGGAAGAGCAGCGGAUCUUGCAGUACUGUGAAAUGGAGACCAUCAAAAACGUGACUCGGGAAGUCAGCAAUCCCAACCGAGCGGUGUGUGAUGCAGUGAUUCUGAGCGUAGUUUGCAUGGCCCAUAAUGUCGCCGAAGACCAUGGACGGGGAGUCCAUCUGACCCCACCGUUUGAUGCGCCGCUACCACGCUUGCAGUGGCUCGAUAUCUACGGCGCCCUUCCACCGAAUCUGGUCCAUAUUAAAGGUCUGGUGCAGAUGGUACGAUUGCGGGGCGGCAUUCAGAACUUGACUCUGCCUGGGCUAGCCGCAACCCUGUCUUUCUCGGACAUUGUGACAUGCAGCACCUUCCUUAUGCCCCCAGUGUUCCCCUUUAUGCCCCUCCACAGAGAGCGGCUGGGCCUUAGCCUGCAGAAAAUGCUAGGGUUCGCGCCCGUAGAUAUUGAGCGCCGAUACGCCCCCCUCCGAGACAUCGGUCUCACCUCCGAUCUAGUGGAGGUCAUAUACGCCAUGUACAUCUACACGAAAAUCGUCGAGGAACAUCUGAAAGCCCACUUAGUCAACCCCGAUUAUUCUCUCAUCUCAGACCAACGCAACCUGACCCACUACACCCUCCUUUCCCUACCGGCCGCCAGUCAACUGGACGGCUUCGCCGCCUACCAACCUCAUGAAAUCAUUUACGAGGCCUGCCGCAUCGCCGCCCUCAUUUUCGGCGUUGGCGUCGUCUUCCCGCUGCCCGCACAGAGCACCCCUCUGGCCCAACUCGCCAAACUUAUCCAAAACGUUCUCCAAAUCUCCGAUCUGGCAUCAACAUGGAACCACCCGCAGGCCCGAAUCGCCCUCUUCUGGGUCCUCAUGCUUGGCGGCAUUGCCGCAGAUGAUCAACCCGAGCGAUCCUGGUUCGUGCACGUCCUUAGCCAAGCCGCCGCCAGCCACGGGAUUGGCUCGUGGUCCGACGCCCGCAAACUCCUCGGCCUAAUGCUCUGGUACGACCGGGCCUGCGACCGAGCAGGCAGCGACCUCUGGGCUGAAGUGAAGCAAUCCCUCAUCAAAAUGGAGGAACUCUCGCCGCUAUAAUACGACAUCUCCUGGCAAGAAUUAUCUUUCGUCUCUCUAAUCUAAUAUACCACAUGCCACGUGGUCCCCCGGAACCUGGAUAGGAUAUGAAUUACGAGGUUAUGAUGCACCGGAUGAUGUGAUGCAGGGGCUGGCGGAUUUCCCGCUGGGUAUCUACAGUAUAUUAGACCUGUGUGUAACUACGACAAAUUCUAUAUAAACCAAUACCUUGCAAAGGCUGGUGGGGAU
Molecule: messenger RNA, 2369 nt
Organism: Aspergillus sclerotioniger CBS 115572
Lineage: Eukaryota; Fungi; Ascomycota; Eurotiomycetes; Eurotiales; Aspergillaceae
Exons: 3
Coding region: 174-2141 (655 amino acids)
Source: RefSeq, a predicted model, not a curated record